AUGAAGGUCACAAUCAAGGAAUGGAACGCUGUAGCCGCCUGGCGGUGGGACAUGCCCGACGACGACGUGUGUGGCAUCUGCCGCAACCCGUAUGACAGCACUUGCUCAAAGUGCAAGUACCCGGGCGAUGAUUGUCCUUUGUUGUUGGGCGAGUGCAAUCAUUCCUUCCACAUGCACUGCAUCUUCUCGUGGCUGCGACAAGAGAGUGCGCAGGAGAAAUGCCCCAUGUGCCGACAGCCGUUCAAAAGCAAGAACCAGGAAGCAGCCGCCACCAACCCCCCCGCGCAAGCUGUAGAGCCAACCACGAGCCCCGCCUGA
This is a messenger RNA of Periconia digitata, 318 nucleotides long. The record is from the annotation of a GenBank genome assembly. Lineage: Eukaryota; Fungi; Ascomycota; Dothideomycetes; Pleosporales; Periconiaceae.